GACUGCGGACACAGUACAGGGAAUGACCAGAGACUGCGGACAUAGUACAGGAGAUGACCAGAGACUGUGGACAGUACAAGGGAUGACCAGAGACUGCGGACACAGUACAGGAGAUGACCAGAGACUGCGGCCACAGUACAGGAGAUCACCAGAGACUGCGGACACAGUACAGGGGAUGACCAGAGACUGCGGACACAGUACAGGGGAUGACCAGAGACUGCGGACACAGUACAGGGGAUGACCAGAGACUGCGGACACAGUACAGGGGAUGACCAGAGACUGUGGACACAGUACAGGGGAUGACCAGAGAUUGCGGACACAGUACAGGGGAUGACCAGAG
Molecule: messenger RNA, 340 nt
Organism: Staurois parvus
Lineage: Eukaryota; Metazoa; Chordata; Amphibia; Anura; Ranidae
Source: the annotation of a GenBank genome assembly